UUCUCUUUCUCUCUCUCUCUCUCUCUCUCUCUCUCUCUCUCUCUUUCUGUCGUGCGCUCUCUCUCUCUCUCUCUCUCUCUCUCUCUCCUCUCCCCCCUUUGUCCCUAUACGCCGCCAUCACCCUUCUUCCCCUCUUUUCUUUUCUCCUUCUUUUAUAUAUGUAUCCAUCUAUAUAUAUAUGUGUGUGUGUACAUGCGCGUGAUAUAUAUUUGUGUGUAUGUAUAUUCUCUGUCACUCUCUCUCAUUCGUUUACUCACUUGCUGUCUCUAUCCUCGUCCACACACCGUGCGCGCGUGUGUGCCGCAAGAGAAAGUUUGGCAAGAGAUGUGACCGCGAGAUAAGGUAACGAUUCAUGGGAGCAUUUAAAAUGGCACUGAUAAGCUUCGCUCCACUCUUAUGCAGUCCUCUGAGAGUGGGGAGCUCCUUAUAUGGACGACCUGUUAUCAGGUUUCACACGCGGAUUCCACAAAAUGUUGUGACGUAUGGCGCUUUUACAAGCUUUAUCUUUUAAACAAAGAUCGUGGCUCUUUAAAAAAUAUAAUGGAUAAUACAUAUUGUAAAGGUGAUGAUUGUUUAAAGAAUAGAUAUCAAUUCUUACCAAACCAACAUUUUGAAAAAGUAAAAGACGGUGAUUCUUUACCACCAAUCAUAUGUCACCGAUGUGUAUACAAGUUAGAUGUACUACAUAAUUUUCGAGAAGUCUCGCAUAAAUCUGAUGUCAUAUUAAAACAGUACCUGGAUUAUGCCAAGCAAUUAUCAUCUAAUGAUAAUCAGAAAAAAUCUUUCUCCACUGCCAAAAUAGCAGGAUUAAAUCCAGUACAAUCUUUUAUUCAAUUAAAUAAAACGUUAUUUAAUGAGGAACCAAAUUCUCCAGCCAGCAUUAAUCAAAACAUAAUACCUCAAACGCAAACACACAGAUUAGAGCUGCGUACAAAUGAAGUAUUAGAAAAUGAUAAUAUCAAAUGUGAACCAGAGGAUGAUACGUGUUCUUAUAGUUCAGAUCCAGAUAGGCUCGAAAUUGAGGAUCGGGAUGAGCAAGAAACUGAAGGUGAAGAAAAUGGUUAUGAUAUGACAAUUAAUAAACGAUUAAAAUUGGAAAAUAAUUAUGAAAAUUCCAAGCCAAAUACACCUGAUCAUAGUCCAGUUAAUAGGAUGGAUACACCAGAGAGCAAUUGUUCAGAUACGCAUAUUGACCAAGAAACUACAAAGCUGUGGCAAGCCCUUGCAAAUAAUAGGAAUUUGGAAAUAACACGAACAAAAGGGGAUAAAUUAAAUAAUGGUUUCACUGGAGAAGCGACUAAUUUGCUUCGAUCUUUAAUCAAAAAUAGACAAAUCGGUAUUACUGCUGUCGAUUCUGAUAGAAUAUCCACACAAAUAAGAUUUUAUAGGGACACUCAAGGAACUACAAUCGAACAUUCAUUACCUGAUUCUUCUGUACUUGGGAAUUGUACCACUAUGCCGUGCAUAGAAAACAAGAUUACUUCUAUGGACAGUAAUCCAUCCAGUCCAGCUAGUAUUGGACGAAAAGAAACGAAAGGUCGAAGGAAACAAAGUUAUCCGAGUAAAGCUCCAACAAGCCCAGAUACUGCUAAUUAUCAACACGAAUCCAGUGAAGAACAAGCACAGGAUUUUACCGCAUGGUCACAUAAAAUGAAAGGAAAAGUUGAAGAUCAAAAACAACAAUUUGAUCAGCAAACCGGUAAUAUCACAAAAAAAGUUGAUAUGUCUUGCACAAAUUGUGGUACCAUGACUACAACAAUCUGGCGAAGAAAUAUGAAGGGUGAAAUGGUUUGUAAUGCGUGUGGACUUUAUUACAAACUUCAUGGAGUUAAUCGUCCAGUUACUAUGCGAAGAGACACGAUACACACACGUAGACGCAGACCUAAAGGCGAAAAACCAACACGACAUAGAAAGAAAGGAGAUACGGCGGUAAUACCACCACAAUCUGAGCAAAUGGACUCUGAAAGUGCUGAUAUGCUAGCAGCUUUGCGUCGGCAAAUUCAACCUCAUCUCAUGAUGGCAGCAUUAACGCCACCACGUAUACCUGGCAAUCACGGUCCACCAGCUGGUCAACUUAAUUAUUCACUUCCUUUGUCUAGUUAUAUGAUGCAUCAUGUGAAAACUGAAGCUCAAGAGCAACAACAACGUCUUUCGGUAAAGACUGAAGAGAUAGAGGACGGAGAUGAAGAAAAUGUUUCGGAUGUACCAUUAAAUCUGGUUGCGACGUCAUUAGCCGAAGAUACGCAUUGAGAAAGUUUUAGUUUUUUUUUUCUUUUUUCUUUUUUUUUCUUCUUCUUCUUUUUUUUUUUUUUUUUUUUUUUUUUUUCUUUUGAAGACAUCGUUAUUAGGUAUACAUAAGAAAGAAUCUCUAGGCAGUAUGAUCGACCCAGUGGUACAUGAGGCGUAGAAAUUUUACGCCUUAUCUGUCAACAUAUUUAAUUAUUAUAGCUAUUUUUUUUAGCUAUUCCCUCAUCUCUUCGCUCUUUAUGUCUCGAAAAAUUGAGAUGAUAUACAGUUGAGGUAUUUUUUUGAGCUAUCAGGCCCGUGGUACAGAGCGUGUGAAGGUAUAAUGAUAUUAAGCACACAGUAUUAAUUAAAUGAUUACUCAAAAUGUACAUAUAUAUAUACAUACAUACAUAUAUGUAUUUGAAUAUGAAUAUUUUUAUACAAAAUUUUCUAUGCUUUCGACUGGAGAGCGACGGGUGAUCAUUGUACAUAUGUGCAUAAAUUGUUCUUUCGAUGUGCAUGUACUUUUGCGUACAUAAAGCUAAUCGUUGUCUGUUUUAAAAGCAAGAAUAGAACUCGAUUGCCAGUAAAAUAGUAUUAAACGGUGCUAGAUUACUGUGCAAGUAGUUUCAAAUGAAUAUGUUUGAAGAAACUAAUUAAUAAAAAGAUCUUAGCGUUUUGUUCCACGGGCUUUUGGUUGCAAAUGACAUAAUAACCAUAAUACUCUCGUUGUUUUAUAUUACAGUAAGCUUUUUAUGAACAGCCCCGUUGAAUUUUACUAGUGUAUAAAAUUGUAUUUUUUAAUAUGCUUUAGUAAUGUAUAAGUAUGUCCUAUUUAAAACAGAAUUAGAAAAAAGAAACAAAUAGUACGUAAAAGGGAAACGUUCAUUCGGGUAUUUAAAUUCAUGAAAUUACAUGCCAGUAUCGUGUCAAAUAUUACGCGUUCUAUGUUUCUCAUAGAGACUUAUAUUUUCUAUUCUCUUAUAUCUUCUUUAAUUGACAAGUAUAAAGAAGUUACAUGCAGAAGAUUUAUGCAAACACGAUACUGCCGACGUAAAUGCUAUUAAUAGUUUACUUCCUCGUUUUUACUUCCUAUGUCAAAACGCUUCUCAACUGCCACAGUACACAGUUGAAUCAAUUUGUACUUAACAAAGAAAAUAGUACACGACCAUAUAAGCUAAGACUCUAAAAGCAAUAAGAACAUCCUAUGGAUGCGGUAUAGAUUGUUGUCUUACAAUAACAUUACCUGUUGACACGCUCUCUUUUUCUCGACAUUGAUCGAAAAUGUUCAAAAUCUUCGCGAAAUAAUAUAUGAAUAGCAUUCGUUUAUAUGUCGAAAAUUAAGAAUAAAUUCUAUUGCUCCACUGCUAGUAUGGCUGUGUUUAUAAAGCUUAAUAGAUCUUGAUAAUUUGCUUUUGCAGUUUUUCUCUUUUUAUUCUUUUUUUUUUUUUUUUUUUUUUUUUUUUUUUUUUUUUUUUUUCUUCUUUUUAUUCUUUUUUAUUCUUUUUUUAUUUUCUUUUUUUAAAUUUUUUAAUUGUCUUUUCUUAAUAAUUAAAAGAACAUAAGCAAUUUUAUAGUAUGAUAGAGAUGUUUGUGGUAUGGUUUAUUCUAAUUAUUUGCUCUUUCUAUUUUUUAAGAGUUAUUGCCGAUCUACUUUUUGCAAGAUUGUACAGAUAAGGUAUUAGCAACAGAUAUUAAGCUGUUUUUAAUAGAGCAUAAUAUUAUGGCCAAUGCAUCUACUUAUAUAUUGUUAUACUUGACAUCGUAUACCUAAACAACUUUGCCAAAAAUAGAUUUAGUCCGUGUAACAUAGAAUAUAGGUAAGAGAAUACAACAAAAAUUAACAUGUUAUUUCUCAUACUACAUAAAGUCACACAUAUACACUUUUAUAUUUCUUUUUGCGAGCUUUUUUUCAAUCAGCAAUAAUUCUUAACAAACUUAUGACAGAGUAAGAGAUGGCUAUAAUAGUAUGUGGAGCAAUUAGGUUUAGUAAUUAUCAAAGGAGCCUUAUAAACGCGUAAGCGUAUUACAAAUAUAUUCUAUAUUAACGUAUAAAUACGAAUAUGUAAGACCGAUACAAUAGUAAAGGACAGUGCUACAUAAAUAAAAAUCUAAUACAUCAAAAGAUAUAAAACAUGCCCUUAACAAUAUAAACACAGGUACAAGAAAUUUACAUCUUAAAACAAUUUGUGUCAAUUUUUAGAAUAACUAAUGAAAGGGCAUGUCAAAGAAUACAAUUUGUGUAGUACUGUCAAAUAGUAAAUAAUAAAGCACAAAUAGUGCGAGUAUCGGAGGAAUA
Vespa velutina is the source of this 4525-nucleotide messenger RNA. RefSeq lists its product as uncharacterized. Lineage: Eukaryota; Metazoa; Arthropoda; Insecta; Hymenoptera; Vespidae. The transcript is spliced from 8 exons. Bases 397 to 2250 code for a protein of 617 amino acids. Gene Ontology annotation, cellular component: nucleus. Gene Ontology annotation, biological process: positive regulation of transcription by RNA polymerase II; negative regulation of transcription by RNA polymerase II; cell fate commitment. Gene Ontology annotation, molecular function: RNA polymerase II cis-regulatory region sequence-specific DNA binding; DNA-binding transcription factor activity, RNA polymerase II-specific; zinc ion binding. The record is from RefSeq and is a predicted model, not a curated record.